Molecule: messenger RNA, 2034 nt
Organism: Fusarium vanettenii 77-13-4
Lineage: Eukaryota; Fungi; Ascomycota; Sordariomycetes; Hypocreales; Nectriaceae
Exons: 5
Coding region: 1-2034 (677 amino acids)
Biological process (GO): stabilization of membrane potential; potassium ion transmembrane transport
Cellular component (GO): membrane
Molecular function (GO): potassium ion leak channel activity
Source: RefSeq, a predicted model, not a curated record
AUGGGACGAGACAAGAUGCCCAUCACAAACGAUGCAGAUUUAGGUGGGAAUACCGAUCAAGAAGCCCAGGUCACCAACAGUCAUGCCUCUCGUGGGAAAUGGUUUCAAAACGAAGUUGCUGAACUAGAAGCUAGCCGUUGGUGGUUCCUCUCAGCGGCAUUCCCUAUGACCGCAGGGGCUCUAGGUCCCGUAGCUUCGGCGUUUAGUAUCUGUUCCCUAGUUGAGCCAUGGCGACAGCAUCUCGUUCCCGGGGGAGCUAUCCAGGACGCCGCUCCAGUCCCCGACCCGACGUGGUUGACGAUUGUCGAGGCCAUCCAGCUUGUUAUCGGCAUCAUCUCCAACAUAUUUCUUCUCCUCAACAUGGCAAGACGAGUCCAAUUUCGCCUGGCCCAGCCCAUCACAAUAAUUGGAUGGUACGCCUCUGCUCUAUGCCGCAUGUCUCUGAGCGCUGCUGUCACUCGGCCUCUCAAAGACAUUGGGUUCCCUCAAAACGAGGUUGUCUGGUCUCAGGCAUUUUACUAUGGCAUUUGGGCAGCCAUCCUCUAUUUCAUCGAUGCUUCGCUCAUGGCGGCUACCUUCUGGGGUGCUUUGACUAGUCGCUACCGGAAGGACUUUAUACUGACCUUAAGUCAACGCACUCUAAUGUUACAGACCAUUAUGUUCCUUACAUACCUCCUCCUUGGCGCCUAUGUCUUUUCCCAAGUUGAAGGCUGGAACUACCUGGAUGCUGUGUAUUGGACCAUUGUUACCCUCUUUACUGUUGGAUUUGGUGAUUACUAUCCUAAUACUCCUCUUGCAAGAGCGCUCCUGAUCCCAUACGCCCUCACUGGUAUUAUAACUCUUGGUUUAGUCAUCAGCUCAGUUAGGAGCCUAAUGCUUGAGCGUGGACGACGCUGCGUCGCAGCCCAAAUGGACGACAGGAAGCGACGCAAGAUGAUCCGGACUAUAACACGCAGUGGUGACGAUAAGGUCCUCGAGCCCAUCCGCCAACAGUUCGAAAUCUCUCACACACAAUCAAAUAAAGCGCCGGCAAACGAGUUCGAGCGCCGCAAGGCCGAGUUUGCUCUGAUGCGCAAGAUUCAGGCCAAAUCCUCAUCUCACAGAAGAUGGGUAGCUAUGGCUAUCUCUACGUUCUCAUGGCUCGUUCUAUGGCUCGUGGGUGCUGUUGUCUUUGAGAAGGCUGAGAAUCCCUAUCAAAACUGGUCAUACUUUAACGCUCUCUACUUCUGCUUCGAGGCCUGGACGACUAUCGGAUAUGGUGAUCUCGCCCCUAUAUCUAAUGCAGGCAGAUCUUUCUAUGUCUUUUGGUCUCUCCUAGCCUUGCCCACGAUGACGGUACUUAUCUCACAUGCUAGUGAUACUGUGGUUAGGAUCAUCCGAGAUGGCACCAUUCUACUCGGAAAUGUCACGAUCCUACCGAACGAUGGAGGCUUUAUCGGAAACAUGAAGCAUAUCAUCAGCAAGAUUACGUUCGGUAAGGCCUUCCCAGCUGGGACCGUGAACGAGGCCUACGAACCAACUCUCCAAGACGACAACAGAGGCUGCUCCAGUGCCUCUGCUGUCGGCCAAGGGGUUUCACAGGACAGCCGCCGAUCACACACUCGUGCUGCUCCAUCAAUUUUCACCUCCGAAUUGCGCUGCAAUCACCACGAUGGGCUUCCCACAGGCACUGACUUCCACUUCCUCCUUAUCUCCGAGAUCAAGGUCAUCGCCACCCACCUCAAAGAAUCCAAGCCGCAUCGCUACACUUUCGACCAAUGGGCCUGGUACCUCAAACUCAUGGGCGAAGAUGAACACAAUGCACAGAUGCACUGCAAGGCCACGCCGAAGGGAAAGGCCCGGGAUCCUAGCCAUGGGGACUCAGAUAUGGAGCUGACGUGGUCGUGGGUCGGGCCUGGCAGUCCUUUAGUGGGUAGUCAGGAGGAGAGCGAGUGGAUUUUUAACAGGCUGGUGGAUAGGCUGUGGGACUCGCUGUCGUCUGAGCGGAGGCGGAGGCUGUGGGACCUUGCCAGGGAGGUGUAUCCAGAGCUAUAG